Molecule: messenger RNA, 1014 nt
Organism: Thyridium curvatum
Lineage: Eukaryota; Fungi; Ascomycota; Sordariomycetes; Thyridiales; Thyridiaceae
Exons: 3
Coding region: 1-1014 (337 amino acids)
Biological process (GO): cytoskeleton-dependent cytokinesis
Cellular component (GO): septin ring; cell division site; septin complex
Molecular function (GO): GTPase activity; molecular adaptor activity; GTP binding
Source: RefSeq, a predicted model, not a curated record
AUGGCGACCAUGCCUGCUGCCACCAUCUACCCCCAGAGCCAUGUCGGUUUCGACAGCAUCACUUCCCAGAUCGAGCGCAAGCUCCUGAAGCGUGGAUUCCAGUUCAACGUCAUCUGUGUUGGCCAGACCGGUCUGGGCAAGUCGACUCUGAUCAACACCAUCUUCGCCUCCCACCUCAUGGAGUCCAAGGGUAGGCUGCAGCCCGAGGAGGUCAUCCGUUCGACCACCGAGAUCCACCCCGUCUCCCACAUCAUCGAGGAGAACGGUGUCCGGCUGCGCUUGAACAUUGUCGACACCCCCGGCUACGGCGACCUGAUCAACAACGACCGAUGCUGGGACCCCAUCGUCAAGUACAUCAAGGACCAGCACUCUGCCUACCUGCGAAAGGAGCUCACUGCUCAGCGUGAGCGCUACAUCCAGGACACUCGCAUCCACUGCUGCUUGUUCUUCAUCCAGCCCUCGGGUCACUCCCUCAAGCCCAUCGACAUUGUCGUUCUGAAGAAGCUGUCCGAUGUCGUCAACGUCGUUCCCGUCAUCGCCAAGGCCGACUCUCUCACCCUCGAGGAGCGCCAGGAGUUCAAGGAGCGCAUCAAGGAGGAGUUCGCCUUCCACAACCUGAAGAUGUACCCCUACGACAACGAUGACCUGGAUGAGGAGGAGCGCAACGUCAACACCCAGAUCAAGAGCCUGGUUCCCUUCGCCGUCGUCGGCUCCGAGAAGUCCAUCAUUGUCAACGGCAAGCAGGUCCCCGCUCGCCAGAACCGAUGGGGUGUCAUCAACAUCGAGGACGAGAACCACUGCGAGUUUGUCUACCUGCGCAACUUCCUCCUCAGGACCCACCUUCAGGACUUGAUCGAGACCACCUCGCAGAUCCACUACGAGACCUUCCGUGCCAAGCAGCUUCUGGCCCUGAAGGAGAGCAGCGCACAAGGUCACGGCAGCAGGCCCAUCAGCCCUUCCGCUGACCGCGAGCUCAGCCGAAACUCGCAACGCAUGACCAUGAACGGCUACUAA